Molecule: messenger RNA, 1443 nt
Organism: Theileria annulata
Lineage: Eukaryota; Apicomplexa; Aconoidasida; Piroplasmida; Theileriidae
Product: tRNA-pseudouridine synthase I, putative
Exons: 6
Coding region: 1-1443 (480 amino acids)
Biological process (GO): tRNA pseudouridine synthesis
Molecular function (GO): pseudouridine synthase activity; RNA binding
Source: RefSeq, a predicted model, not a curated record
AUGCUAAAGUUGCAUAUUUCAUACAUUUUUAUAUUACCUAUUAUAUUUGUAAAAUAUCUUUUCUGUUUAUCAAUUACUAGCCCACUGUCGUUCAUUCAUCCAUUAUGUUCUAAUUUUCCCUUAAAUAACUUACAAAACAAGUCAAAAUUCACUGUUAAUAAUAUAGCAACAUUUAUAAAUCCAACUAAACCAAAAAUUUUCGAAUCUUUGGCAAUCUCACCUCCAGAAUCUUCAUCUUCUUCAACUAUUGAUACAACCAUGAGUGAUCCGGAUGAAUUUGCUGAUGAUUCUACUUGUUUACCCAAAGAAAAACCUAAAACCAACCUCAUUUUGAUUGUUUCAUACGAUGGAACCUUUUAUCACGGCAUGGCAGGCCCUAUGAUAUUCCUGAAAGACUACGGAAUUCAGGUUAAUUUCGAUAACGAUAAAGUAAACUCGAUAAACAACGAAUUAUUGAAGACAAUAACGAUGUUGCACGGAUAUUUUGGAAACAAGAGGAAGUUGAAGAAGAAAAAUCUAAGAGAACUAUCUAAGAAGAUAAAGUCGAAAGAUGAAGAUAGUACUUAUAUUAAUGGGUAUAAUGACGAAGAAAACACUAGCUCGCCUGAUUUGCUUGAAGAAUACGCAAGAAGAUUCACAUUGAUUACAUCUAGCAGAACGGAUAGAGGGGUACAUUCAAUGGGCACAGUAAGUUUAAUAAAUUUAGUUUCUGAAAUUUAUUUAUUUCAGGCAUGCCAAUACCUCUCAUUUGACAAAAAAUUUAACUUCGAUAGUUUGGAGGAGUUCCAGGAUUCGCUUAAUAAAAGACUUCCAAGUGAUAUAAGAGUCACUUCAGUUAUCACGCCUCCUCACGAUGAAUUCAACGUCCGCCACCACAACAUAGGAAAAUCAUAUUCAUACAAAGUGGAUUUAUCCCCAAAUCCUUCCUUAUUUGAAAGGAACCACUACUGGCAGAUUAUGUCAGACACUCACUUUGUUAACACUCUUUUAAGGAAAUACAGGGAUGUUAAGGCACCCUUUUCUUUUGAAAAGUUGAAGGAAGCGGCUAGAGUUUUCCAUGGGAAACACAACUUCGAGGCGUUCCGGAAAAACUGCCGAGGAAACGAACGAGAUAAAAUAAUCGACCCGAUUUGUACCAUACAUAGUAUUGAAUUUGUAAAUAUACCACAAGAUAAAAAGGUCGAAAUUAUAGUAAACGGGGACAGGUUUUUAUAUAAGAUGGUCAGAUGUAUUGUCAGUCAUUUAAUUCUGGCUGGAUUUAAUGUGAUAAAACCUGACCAAAUCAAGAGGGCGUUGGACAACGCGACUGAGAUUCCGAACAUACCCUACGCACCUGCACACGGUCUGUACCUUAAAAAAGUAUUCUUUGAAAAGGAAGUUCAGGACAAAAUAGAUGAAUUCAGAAAUAGAUACCAUGAAAGAAUGCAUAAUGUAUUAAAUUAA